AUGCAAUCCCUUUCGCUUGGAACCUCCGAUACGGCGCUCUUCAUCAACGGCCUCUACCACGACGUCGAUUCGGUGGACGUCUUUUCGCUGCUGGACACGGUCAAGGCGGAAGCGGCCGUGGUGGGAAAGCUGCACGCCCUUCUUGAAGGGGACGCCGAGCGGAUACGGAAGUUUGUGAAGCUCGAUGUGACGACGGAGAAGACGGAUUUUCAGAUUGACAUCAGGGAUGGGGCGGUGGUGUACAUUAAUGACAUUGAGAUGGAUCGAAUGUACAAAGGCUGGCCCAGCUCGCUGCACGAGAUGCUUCGGCCCGCCUACCCGGGAAUGCUGCGCAACGUCCGCCGGAACAUGUACCACCUGGUCCUCGUCCUUGAUCCCUCGAAGAAGGAGGCCUUUGAGGUGCUUCGCAUGGCCGAGUCCUUCUACAUUCACAAGGCCCCGGUUCGAAUUGGCCUCGUCUUUGCCGUGGACCGAGACUCGGAGAAGACCGGCUUCAACGAGGCGGGCGUCGCCGCCUUGGAGGCCUUCAACUACGUCGCCCAGGAGAAGAGUCCUUAUGAGGGACUUUCUUUCCUCACCGAGGUGAUUGCCAAUGCCAUGGCCAAGGGCCACCAGGAUCUGCAGCCCUCCGAUGUGAUUGACCACUUUAAGGCGAAGAUAAUCCCGCAUAAAAAGGCCGAAGAGGUUGAGGACGUCUUUGGGGCGGACUCCGCCUACGACACCGGCCGCCAGCUCGCCUGGGAGUUCAUCCAACGAACCGGACUUGGCAGCUCCUUUCCAAAGGCCCUUCUAAAUGGAGUUCUCCUUAAGGAGGCCCACCUCACCGGCGACUACUUUGAGGACGCCGUCCUCACGGAGAUUAUGAAGCAGACGCCGCCGCUGCAGAAGGCGAUUUACAAAGGAGAGCUGACCGAGGACGAUGACAUUCUCGACUGGUUGAUGAGCAAGAGUACGGUCAUGCCCCGGCUGAAUCGAGUCAUUUUGGGGCUUGAUAAGGGAGCAGGAGGACAGGCCAAGGAUAAGUUUGUCGACUUUUCGGGAGCCGUUUUGAAGCCGGGGAAGAAGGAGUCGGCUGUGGACUAUUCGGGGGCGAACAUCAACGACCUGCAGGCGACGAUAGCUGCUCAGGUCAACCUUGGAAAGCGACCCAACAGCUCAACUGCAUCGAGCNCUUCUAAACCAGAGCUGCUGAUCUCUGACGCCCUGGGCCUUCUGCCCACCGAAUAUCAUUCAGCUUUUAAUGAGCGACUAGCUCAGACUGCUUUAGAAAGCGACCAGACAGCUCAACUGCAUCGAGCCUUCUCCGGCCGAGUACUUCAACUUCAGCCAGUGGAAAAUUCCAACUCAAUUUCCGUCGUCCUCAACGGCAAAGUCCUCCAGGUGCCACCGGAGGAGCCGUUCACAGAGGACGACUUCUCGCUGAUGGAGAAGUACAUUGCCGGCCUGGUGACGGACAGGGUCACCGAGCUGCUGGUGGAGAAGGAGCGGUCUUCUGGAGCUCGAAAGUGCUCCGACCUGGUCCUCAAACUUUCCGCUGCCCUGCUGGCAAAGACCGCCACGAAGACUCGCUACGACGUUAGUGGGACGAUCAGCAAUGAGGACCACUCGGUGCUGGUGCUGGAGCCGAGGGCGCCGGAGGAGCCUGCCGUGGAGUUGAUUGCCAUACUCGAUCCGCUUACGAGAGGCGCCCAAAAGGUCACCCCCCUCCUCGAAACCUUCCACGCCGUCUUCAACGCCCGCGUUAAGGUCUACUUCAACGCCGUGGAGAAGCACUCUGACAUGCCCCUGAAGAACUACUACCGCCUGGUCCUCGAAUCGGAGCCCAAAUUUGACCCUAAAUCGAACUCCAUCAUCUCCCCGGUGGCUCGCUUCAACUCGAUGCCCCGAACUCCACUGCUCACCCUGGGCAUGUCCGUCCCCGAGAACUGGAUGGUCGAGGCGGUGGACGCUCUCUACGACCUGGACAACAUUCACCUGGAACAGGUGACCGACUCCUCGGUGGUCUCGGCCGUCUUUGAACUGGAGCACCUCCUCGUGGAAGGUCACUGCUUUGACCAGUCGAGCGGCAGUCCGCCUCGGGGCCUCCAGUUCACCCUGGGCACCUGGGCCCGGCCGGUUCAGGUGGACACUAUCGUCAUGGCCAAUCUAGGGUACUUUCAGCUGAAGGCCAAUCCGGGCAUUUGGUUGUUAAGAUUGAGAAGUGGGCGAAGCGAUGAGCUGUACUCGAUUGUCUCGGCUGAUGGGGCGGACGGGACGGUCAACUCCACGGACGGGACGGUCAACUCCAGUGAAGUGGUUCCGGUGGUCUCCAGCUUCCGGUCGCUGGUCCUCAAGAUCAAGGUCAACAAGAAGCCCGGAAAGGCGAACGAGGAGCUGCUGUACGACUCGGAUGAGGAGCGAAAUGGAGGAAAUGGAGACGAAAAUUCGAUUUGGGGCAGCCUUUCUCCUUGGAGCUCAGACUCGGAGAAGGACAAGGAAAAGAAGAAGUCUGGCACUGAAAAAGAGGAAGACGAAGACUCAAAGCGCAUCAACGUCUUCUCUCUGGCCACCGGCCACCUCUAUGAGCGCCUCCUCCGCAUUAUGAUCAAAUCGGUCCUCACCAAAACCUCCACCCCGGUCAAGUUCUGGUUCCUCAAAAAUUACAUGUCCCCGCAGCUGAAGAACGUCCUGCCCUUUAUGGCCGCCCGCUACGGCUUCCAGUACGAGCUGGUGCAGUACAAGUGGCCGCGGUGGCUGCAUCAGCAGACGGAGAAGCAACGAAUCAUCUGGGGCUACAAAAUUCUCUUCCUCGACGUCCUUUUCCCCCUCGAUGUAAAGAAGAUCAUCUUUGUCGACGCGGACCAGGUGGUGCGGGCGGAUCUGAAGGAGCUCCGGGACCUUGACUUGGAGGGUGCCCCCUACGGGUACACGCCCUUCUGCGACAGCCGCUCGGAGAUGGACGGCUUCCGCUUUUGGAAGAGCGGCUACUGGGCGACCCAUCUGCACGGGCGGAAGUACCACAUUAGUGCCCUCUACGUGGUGGACCUGGUGAAGUUUAGGCGCAUUGCGGCGGGGGAUCGACUGCGAGGGCAGUACCAGGGCCUCAGUCAGGACCCGAAUAGUCUGUCCAAUCUGGAUCAGGACCUGCCCAAUAAUAUGAUUCAUCAGGUGGCCAUCAAAUCCCUUCCUCAGGAGUGGCUCUGGUGCGAGACGUGGUGCGCCGAGGAGACGAAGGCGAAGGCGAAGACGAUUGACCUGUGCAACAAUCCGCUGACGAAGGAGCCCAAGUUGACCGGCGCCCGGCGCAUCAUUCCCGAGUGGACCGACUACGACAAUGAGCUGAGGGAGAUGAUGGACGAGUUUGAGGCUCUCCAGCGACAGAAGCAGAAGGAGAAGGUGAUAAGCUCGGGAAAGGGAGCUGAUAAGAAGAGCUCGGCAGCGAAGAAGAACAAGGAUCAUGGUCUGAAGGAGGAGAGGAUUAGGGGAACUUCCGCCACCGGAACUGAUAAACACGAGGAGCUGUGA
Messenger RNA from Rhagoletis zephyria (snowberry fruit fly), 3504 nucleotides. The record is from RefSeq and is a predicted model, not a curated record. Lineage: Eukaryota; Metazoa; Arthropoda; Insecta; Diptera; Tephritidae.